Messenger RNA from Neomonachus schauinslandi (Hawaiian monk seal), 1292 nucleotides. It is a transcript of the gene RHNO1, whose product is annotated as RAD9-HUS1-RAD1 interacting nuclear orphan 1. The transcript has 4 exons. Bases 270 to 1037 code for a protein of 255 amino acids. Gene Ontology annotation, biological process: recombinational repair; cellular response to ionizing radiation; DNA damage checkpoint signaling. Gene Ontology annotation, cellular component: chromosome; nucleus. NCBI's taxonomy places the organism in Eukaryota, Metazoa, Chordata, Mammalia, Carnivora, Phocidae. The record is from RefSeq and is a predicted model, not a curated record.
CCUUGCUCGAACGCUGCGGCGGCCCAGGGGAGCGGCGGCCGGGACGCCGCCGGGCGGGUCUUUGCUCAAAUAUCACUUUUUCAGUCGCCUUCCCUGACAGCUCUCUCUAAAAGAGCACUGAGUUGGCUCAACCCCUUAUCCUGUUUGGAUUUUCUCCAUAGUCACUUCCCAACUAGGAUGCAUGGGUUGGAAUCGGAGCCUGAACCCGGACCUGACAACAACCAGCAUCAUGUGGUUACUAAUUUUAACUGCUCUUCAUUCACCUAUUGAUGCCUCCCAGAAAAAAACGCCGCCAGCCUUCCCAGAAAGCCCAGCUGCUAUUCCAAGAACCACCACUGGAGGGCCCCAAACACCAUUAUGGCUCUCCCCAGCUUACCAUCACCCACACUAGACAGGUGCCCAGCAAGCCCAUUGACCAUAACACCGUCACUUCCUGGGUAUCACCUCAGUUUGAUAUGACAGCAGAAAGCUGGUUCCCGGUGAACCAGAAAUGUCAUCAUCGAAACCAGGCAAGACAUGCAAGUCGAAAAUCUACCACCUCCAAGUUCCCACAUCUAACAUUUGACAGUCCACUGUUUUCCUCUUGUUCAGCCACGCUUGGGAUCCCCUUAAGCAGGGAAUGCCCCGGUCAAUCAGAAAAGCAAAUUUCCGGAAGGCCCUUAGUUCCAAUGCUCAGUCCUCAAAGCUGUGGGGAAGUGUCAGCACAUGCGCUUCAGAACUUACCUUAUGUAUUCAUUCCCCCUGAUAUCCAGACCCCAGAGUCAUCGUUUGUGAAGGAGGGGCCUGUUCCCCCAGGUCAGAGGGAAAGUAGCCUUCCGAGCUGCUCCUUCCAUGCUAGUACUCCCAAGAGCCCAGAGCCUGGGCCUGUUCUAGUUAAAGACACUCCUGAGGAGAAGUAUGGGAUCAAGGUCACAUGGAGGAAACGACGCCACUUGUUUACUUACCUCAGGGAGAGAGGGAAGCUGAACAAAAACCAGUUCCUUGUGAAAAACUCACUGGAUUUCUCCGGCACCAGCAGUCUCAAGAAAUUUUCAUAAAGUUGCUAAAGUACUUUUCUGGUUCACAGGAGAGUACAUCAGGAGAAUAAAAUGGAAAUAGUACCAAUAACCUCAGUAGAAAAAAAGAUGUUUUAACCAGAACCUUGGAGUCGUAAGGGAAUUCAGUUCCCAGAUUUGCUUUUUAAGAUGUCUUUUCCUAAAAAGUUUUUAGUGUCAUAAACAGUUCAUAUUUUUCUUAACAUUAACUGUCUAACAUUUUAAAGUAUCUUGUAGUAACUAUUUAAAAUGUAUGUA